AUGCUGCCGCGUGCGAUUGCUAAAUACAUGUCCACAAUUUUCAUAUUCCCACUGGAAAAAAACGAUGAGUUAAAUGCCAUACGGUUGAGUUUCGCUAGAUUCUUUUGGUUUUGGAACCAAGUAGCCUCCACUGAUCAGCAUAUUUUGGACGGUACUCUCACUUUGGGUGUGUGGGACCUGGCCACGGCUGGGCCGAAGCCGAGAGUAUACACACCUGUUGGACGGUAUGGGAAUAGUCAUUUUGGGCAAGAGAAUUAUCGGUUCCCGCAACACCACGCGACCACGGCUUGCCUCCACCAUUAA
Protopolystoma xenopodis is the source of this 303-nucleotide messenger RNA. The record is from the annotation of a GenBank genome assembly. Lineage: Eukaryota; Metazoa; Platyhelminthes; Monogenea; Polystomatidea; Polystomatidae.